Messenger RNA from Cavia porcellus (domestic guinea pig), 3592 nucleotides. It is a transcript of the gene Chek2, whose product is annotated as checkpoint kinase 2. Bases 1628 to 3439 code for a protein of 603 amino acids. The transcript is spliced from 17 exons. The record is from RefSeq and is a predicted model, not a curated record. Gene Ontology annotation, cellular component: cytoplasm; nucleus. Gene Ontology annotation, molecular function: protein binding; ATP binding; protein serine/threonine kinase activity. NCBI's taxonomy places the organism in Eukaryota, Metazoa, Chordata, Mammalia, Rodentia, Caviidae. Gene Ontology annotation, biological process: protein phosphorylation; mitotic DNA damage checkpoint signaling.
CCGGUCACUUCCGUUGCUUUUCAUUGGUCCGGUAGCAGUAGAGAGUGUUUUGAUUGGCUGAGGGUGGAGUUUGUAUCUUCAGGUUUAGCGCCACUCUGCUACCCGCGGCUGGGGGGGAGCCUGAGCCUCCUGGUGGGCUCACGCGGUGAGUCAUAGUGGGAAACUUCUCUUGCGUGCUUGGUGGUUCGAGUCCCAUAUUCGGGGUUUAUGGAAGUGUAAUCUCUUUGGCUUUCGUUUUGACUGGAUUUUUGAGAUGGAAGGAGAGUGCGUGGGCGACUCUUCCUUUAUAGAUGAUCCUCGAGGUGAAAUUGACUUUGUUAGUUAGAAAAUAAAACAGGCCUGGAGAUGUAAGAUGAGAAGGAACAGAGUUGUGGUCGAUAACAGAGUAUCGUUACUUUGUAAAGAAUUAUACAGAUAUUAGUACUUAGGAACAUUCUUUAGAUUCAAUCCCUGAACUGCUUCUGAGAACCCAGUUUUAACUGCUAGGUGCAAUACAACUGAAAACGUGCUGACUUGUGUAAGGUGCCAUGCUGGUGGCUAUAAAUGUGUGGAAUAGGGUGGCAAGGAGCAUCAAUCUUCCUUGGGACUCAAGUUUCACAGGUUUUUGUUUUAUUUUAGACGAGUAUCACUAGAGUAUCACUAUGUACUUCAAGCUGGGUUUGAACUCGUUGUAUAGCCCUGGAUGGCUUCAAAUUUGUAGCGAUCCUCCUGUGUUAGUCAUAACAUGUAUCACCAAUGCCCAGCUUGAGGUUUCGCCAUUUAAUAGAAAGGUUGUGUGGAGCUUGUAAAGCCCCUUAGAUUUUUUAUAAUUGGGAUCCUGGAGUUUUGCUGAGUUCACUUCCUUUUUUUCCGAAUAUGAAUAGCUCCUAAGUUGGCAAAGAGCUAGGUGGAGUUGUUUAGAUGUAUGUUUGUGUUCGGCUUCAUUAAGUGGACUUAGGUGUCGGGAUCAAAACGAACAUGGUUUCUGCGUUCUUGGAGAAUGCCUGGGGGUAGAAGGAGUAUCAGUAUUUUGUGCAAAUAGUUACUCUGAAGUGGCAAGGGAGUUACUAUAUAGUUUCUUUUUAGUUGUCGUCUUCUAUUUCAGGUGACCUGACACUUUCUUUUCCAAAAUAGGAAUGAAAUUUACGUGUAGUGUUGAUUGUAAGUCUGUUUCACUUACAAUUUUUAAACAAUUGUAUGCAUGGGAUGCUGUUUUGAGUAUCAGUUUCAUUGCCUUUUUUUUGUUUUUUUGAGACAAGAUCUCCCCUUGUAGUUCAGAGUGGCCUUGAACUCACUGUGUAGCCCAAGCUGGCCUCAAACUUGUGGUAGCCCUCCUUUGUCAGUGGAACUUGUGGAGAUGUUUCUGUCUCAGCCUUUUAAAUGCCGAGAUUGCAGGCUUGCACUACCAUGCCCUUCAGUUUCAUUGCUGUUUACUUACUUUUAUCCUUCAAAUAACUCAAAUAAUUUUCUUUCUGUGUUUUAUAGCUGCCAGACAAAAACCUGAUCCAAUGAAAGUGAUCUUAUGAAAAGUUCAGACCAGAAGAAACUUAUAGGUGGACUGUGCAGGCCAGCUUUGAACUCACUACGAAGCCCAGGAUGGCCUUGAACUCAUGAUGAUCCUCCUGCCUCAGCUUCUUGAGUUUUUCGAAUGCUGGGACUACAGGUUGCGAUGUCUCGAGAGCCCGAUGAAGAGAGUCAGCAGUCCUAUGCCAGCACCUCACAGCCCCAUGGCACUGGUACCAGUUCACAGACCCAAGGUGGCUUCACCCAGUCCCAAGGCUGUUUUUCCCCAUCCUCUGGGCUUGCUUCACAAUCUCAUGGGUCCUUGAUGCGCUCCCCAAGCACAUCCAGCUCUUCCACCAGCACAGUGCCUACCUCCAGCCAGUCCUCUCAAUCCAGCUCCGGGACGCUGAGCUCCUUAGAGACAGUGUCGACUCAGGAACUCUGUUCUAUUCCUGAGGACCAAGAACCAGAGGAACCUGUUCCUGCUCCUUGGGCUCGACUGUGGGCUCUCCAGGAAGGAUUCUCCAAUCUUGAGUGUGUUAAUGACAGCUACUGGUUUGGGAGGGAUAAAAGCUGUGACUAUUGCUUUGAUGAACCUCUGCUAAAAAGAACAGAUAAAUACAGGACAUAUAGCAAGAAACAUUUUCGGAUUUUCAGGGAAGUGGGUCCUAAAAACUCUUACAUUGCAUACAUAGAAGAUCACAGUGGGAAUGGAACCUUUGUAAAUACAGAGCUUGUAGGGAAAGGAAAACGUCGUCCUUUGAGUAACAAUUCUGAAAUUGCACUUUCACUAUGUAGAAAUAAAGUUUUUGUAUUUUUUGAUCUGACUGUAGAUGAUCAGUCAGUUUAUCCCAAGCAGUUAAGAGAUGAAUACAUCAUAUCAAAAACUCUUGGAAGUGGUGCUUGUGGAGAAGUAAAGCUGGCUUUUGAGAGGAAAACGUGUAAGAAAGUAGCCAUAAAGAUCAUCAGCAAAAGGAAAUUUGCUAUUGGCUCUUUGAAAGAGUCAGACCCAGCUCUUAAUGUUGAAACUGAAAUAGAAAUUUUGAAAAAACUGAACCAUCCUUGUAUCAUCAAGAUUAAAAACUUUUUUGAUGCAGAAGAUUAUUACAUUGUUUUGGAGUUGAUGGAAGGGGGAGAGCUGUUUGACAGGGUUGUGGGACACAAACGUCUGAAGGAAACUACCUGCAAGCUCUAUUUUUACCAGAUGCUAUUGGCUGUCCAGUACCUUCAUGAAAAUGGGAUUAUACAUCGGGAUUUAAAACCAGAGAAUGUUCUACUGUCAUCUCAAGAAGAUGACUGUCUUAUAAAGAUUACUGAUUUUGGGCAGUCCAAGAUUUUGGGGGAGACCUCUCUCAUGAGAACUUUAUGUGGUACCCCCACUUACUUGGCUCCUGAGGUUCUUCUUUCUGUUGGGACUACGGGGUAUAACCGAGCUGUGGACUGCUGGAGUUUAGGAGUUAUUCUUUUUAUCUGCCUUAGUGGGUAUCCACCUUUCUCUGAGCAUAAGACUCAAGUGUCACUGAAGGAUCAGAUCACCAGUGGAAAGUACACCUUCAUUCCUGAAGUCUGGGCAGAUGUCUCAGAGAAGGCUCUGGACCUUGUCAAGAGGUUGUUGGUUGUGGAUCCCAAGGCACGGUUUACGACGGAAGAAGCCUUAGGUCACCCGUGGCUUCAGGUGGGGUGGGCUGGGCCGCAUUCCAGCCACCCCCUGCCUUCAUUCAGGGCAGCUGAGCGAGCUGGAGCAAGGCAGAGAGAAUUCAGCUGUUACGGAAGCCCGUUAGAUUGGGAUGAGGACAUGAAGAGAAAGUUUCAGAGUCUACUGGCCGAGGAAGAUAAGCCGUUGGCUCUUCCCCAGGUUGUGCUGCAGCCUUCCACUAGUCGAAAACGGUCUCUCGAAGCAGAAGCUGAGGAUGUAAAGACCAGAAAGCGUACGGCUGUGUGUGCUGCUGUGUCAUAAACACUGUGAUUUAACAUGGAAGAAAUGUUUCUUCUUUUACUCUGCUGUCAUCUUGUUUCUUUAAGUCUUUUUUUUUUAAUGGCUUCUAUUUUAAUUAUGGGAGUGAUUGUUUUUCCACAAUUGUGUAUAUAAUUAAAAACCCGAUAAAACUCA